AUGUCCGCCCGUCCGCCGCCAGUCGACGUGCGCUUCACCAACGUCACCUACUCCAUCCCCAGCACCGUGAAGCCGCUGUCGCGCAAGCGCACGCCGCCCACGCCCAUCCUGCGCGGCGUGUCUGCCUACGUCCGCGCGGGCGAGUCGCUGGCCAUCCUGGGGCCGUCGGGCUCGGGCAAGACCUCGCUGCUCAACGUCCUCGCCGCCCGCACCGAGCACCCGCUGGAGGCCGGCACUGUCCGCUUCGCCGGCCGCCGCCGCGUCCCGCGCACCAAGCGCCACAUCGGAUACGUCAUGCAGGACGACGUCUUCUUCUCAAAGCUCACCGUCCGCGAGACCCUCCAGUUCACCGCCGACAUCCGCCUCCCGGACACCGUCUCCAAACACGACAAGCGCGCUGCCGUCGAUGACGUCAUGCACAGCCUCCGCCUCACAAAGUGCCAGCACACACGCAUCGGCGACCAGCAGUUCGACAAGGGCAUCAGCGGCGGCGAGCGCAAGCGCGUCAACAUCGCAAACGAGCUGCUGCACAGCCCCAGCCUUCUGCUCGCCGACGAGUGUACCUCCGGCUUGGACUCCUCGUCCGCCUACACCGUUAUCAACCUCCUGCGCCAGCUCUGCGAAGAGGGACGCACCGUCAUCGCCACCAUACACCAGCCCUCGUCCCAGAUGUUCGCCCUGUUUGACCACAUCCUCCUACUUGCCGCAGGCCGCGUCGCCUACUUUGGACCACCUGCCAAAGUUGUCGAGUAUUUUCAAGGCAUCGGCUUUCCCUUCCCGACCCAUGCCUACAACCCCGCAGAUUACAUACUCGAGCUCGUCAUCGACGACCGCACAGACCCGUGCCAACCGGACAUCCCGUCUGUGCAGCAGCGCAUCCUCACCGCGUGGGAGACCGACGGCCCGCAGCGCAUGGCCGACCGCCACCUUAUCGACAUGCAAGCCCGGUCCGACGAUGAGCACGCGCCACCCGGAAACCUCCCGCAGGUCUCCCCCGACAAGUACCCCACCAACUGGUUCUCACAGGUCUUCGUGCUCGGGCAGCGCGCGCUGCGCCAGAAGCGUGGCGUCCUGCUCGAGCCCAUUUACAUCGCACAACUCGUCUUGGUCGCCUUCAUUGUUUCCAUGUGUUGGUUUCGGAUCGACGCGAGGGAGGGUACCAUUGAGGACCGCCUCGGCGUCCUCUCAUUCAUGCCCAUCUUCUGGGCGUUUUACAGCACCUUCAACGCCCUGUUUGCCUUCCCCGCGGAGAAACAGAUCUUGAAUAAGGAUAGGGCUGGCGGCAGUUACCGACUCAGCGCCUACUACUUUGCGAAGACGAUGAUUGAAACUCCGGCUGAUACUGUCUACCCGCUGUUCUUCGCUGCUGCGACAUACUUCAUCGUCGGUCUCAAUCCGUUUUUUUUGUCUUUUUUGCUGUUUACGAUUGUACUCGUCCUCAACGUCCUCACCGCUCAAAGCGUCGGCCUUUUCAUCUCUGCCGUCGUCAUGGACGUGCGGCACGCUCAAAUCGUUGGCUCGAUUUGGGUUCUAACAUCCAUGCUCACUGCUGGCUACUACAUUGACCCUGACAACGUUCCUCCCUUCGUUCUUCCGUUCCGUGUCCUCAGCUUUAUCAAGGUACGUUGUAUUCAAUUAUAUUUGUUUACUGCUCGACCUAACUCCCUCAUUGUUUACUAUCAAAGCCCCUCUAAAUUUUUUUUUUUUUUUUGGAACAAUUCUUUUUGUCCGAUCUUGGAUGUUGUCUGGUGUCUUCAACGAUUAUUCCAUUUCUUAAAACCGUUCGUCUCAACCCCAUAG
Messenger RNA from Chondrus crispus (carragheen), 1800 nucleotides. RefSeq lists its product as hypothetical. NCBI's taxonomy places the organism in Eukaryota, Rhodophyta, Florideophyceae, Gigartinales, Gigartinaceae. Gene Ontology annotation, cellular component: plasma membrane. Gene Ontology annotation, molecular function: ABC-type transporter activity; ATP hydrolysis activity; ATP binding. The record is from RefSeq and is a predicted model, not a curated record. Bases 1 to 1800 code for a protein of 599 amino acids. The transcript is spliced from 3 exons.